AUUGAAAUGGGAUGCAUUUCUAACAAAAACCAUCUCAAUGUCUGCAUAAAUUCACAAGAACCACCCUUGACCCUUCCAAAACAUAAACCCAUGAUGUGGGAUUACAAUUUGCCCAAAAAGAAAAAAACAAAGUCGACAAAUUUUUCUAGAAUUCAAUUCGUCAAUUCAUUUGGAUGCUCAGACGAUCGCUCAAUUUCUGAAUCCCUCAAAUUGUUCGAAUUGAUUCAUCUUCUCACCACAAACCACAAGACAAUCACCAGAAUUACCAAAGAGGUGGUCGAAGAUUUCGCCGCCGAGAACGUCGUUUAUUUGGAGCUGAGGACAACUCCCAAGAGGAAUGACUCGGAAGGGAUGAGUAAGAGGUCGUACAUGGAGGCUGUUGUGGAGGGCUUGAGGUCUGUUAGUACUGUUGAAAUUGACAUUUUUCGUGGGUCAGAUGUAGAAGAAAGUCAUGGUAAUGGCCAUUCACAAAGAAAGAAGAUUUAUGUUAGACUUCUUCUCAGCAUUGACCGGCGCGAAACCAGAGAAGCUGCCAUGGGAACUGUCCAGCUUGCUAUGGAAAUGAGGCAUUUAGGGGUCGUGGGAAUCGACCUUUGUGGCAAUCCCAUGAUUGGUGAAUGGACAACUUUUUGGCCUGUGUUGGAGUUUGCAAGAGAACAGGGACUCUUAGUCACCCUUCACUGUGGAGAGGUGCCAAACAUGGAGGAAAUCAAUGCAAUGCUAGAUUUUCUACCUGCAAGAAUCGGCCAUGCUUGUUGCCUUAAACAAGAGGAAUGGAAAAAAUUGAAGUCCUAUAAGAUCCCGGUUGAGAUUUGUUUGACGUCCAACAUCAGAACCGAGAUCAUCUCUUCGUUGGACAUUCACCAUUUUGCUGAUUUGUACAAUUGUAAGCACCCGAUUGUGUUGUGCACUGACGACUCGGGUGUUUUCUCUACCACCUUGUCUCGGGAAUACGCCAUUGCCUCUUCUGCAUUCGGCAUAGAAAAGAGAGAAAUGUUUGAGCUGGCAAGGAAUGCCAUUGGUUUCAUCUUUGCUGGUGAUGGGGUCAAACUUGAGUUGGAGCAAAUCUUUGAUUUGGCUGCUGAAAGGCUACAAUUCUGAAGGAAGAAAAGAAGGGAUUUUAUUUAAUAAUUCGUGAUUAAAUAAUGAUAUUAAGAAGGCACUAUAUAUUCAAGAAUGUGUAAAUUGAUUCUAAUAAUAGAGUAAUAAAUAAUAGUGAAAUUU
This is a messenger RNA of Cuscuta campestris, 1224 nucleotides long. The record is from the annotation of a GenBank genome assembly. Lineage: Eukaryota; Viridiplantae; Streptophyta; Magnoliopsida; Solanales; Convolvulaceae.